CUCAUCCUGCCCUCAUACACCCUGUUCAUGCAUCCAUCUCGACGCGCUUCCCUAUCGCACGUACACCACCUGACACCCUCUCUGGUCACGUCCUUUUGACGCGUGCUAAACGCCCUCGCACGUCUCGCGACGACCGCCUACGACCGGAACGCGUGACACGUGCCCGACCCGUGGACGCCUCCUACGCGCCGUCUCUACAUCACGUAUUACACGCGCUGGCUCGCGUUUCUACUUCAUGUAUAACCAUAGUAGCCUGAUUCGGUCGUAGCUAGCUCGCUGAUCCAACCGAAAUGGCCUCACGGCCAACGACGCGCACCUCGAGCAGAGUGCGGGGCUUGGCGCCAGCCGACAGCACCGUCUCGGCAGCUGCCACCAAGCUCACGCGCAAUGCAGCAGCGACUGCCAGUAAGGGUAAGGCCUCCCUGAUUGAGCAAGCACCACAUGGCAAAGCCGGGACCUCCAAGACGGCAGUCAGUGGCAGCUCAAGGACGGGUCUCACGAUGAAGAGCGUGAACAACGCUGCUGGUGCCGCCGCGAUCAAAGUCGGCCAGGAGCUGCACGACAUCACCAACAACGACCGCUCAUCCCGUUCCGGCUCUGCCAGCACCCAUGGGUCCCAGCAGGAAGGCAAGGGCAAGGCGACUGCUGCGUCAAGCGUCGUGACAAAGCGCAUCGGUGCUACGGGUACCACCGCUACAACGCGUGACGCGACUAGCACACGCAACUGUGCGACCGGCGUCCGGCGACCAGCAACGUCAAACACCGUCAACAGCACCGUCGCUCCCUCAGGCGCGACGCGCGCCGUUCGGUCAAGACGGGCUGUUGAGCCUGCUACGGCCAGGACGAUGGUCAAGCCCGCCGCGCCAGGGCCAUCGCGCCUCAAAGUGCCAGCCGGAUCCGCGCUGCAAGCAGCGCAGCCGACGGCAAGCUCAGCCACCGCGACGACUGCCAAAGCAGAUCAAACCGCCCAGCGGGGGCUGAAACGCCCGGGCAGCCAAAGCAGCUUGCGCGACGCAACGACCGACAAGCAUGCUGUGGCUGCCAAGAAGGCAAAGGUCGAGAAGCCACCGAAAGACGCGGGCUGGGAGGACCUAGACAAGGAUGACUUUGACGAUCCUCUUAUGGUCGCUGAGUACGUCAACGAGAUCUUUGAUUACAUGAAGUCCCUCGAGGUCAAGUGCCUGCCGAACGGUGAUUACAUCGAUGGGCAGGAGGAGAUCACCUGGGCACACCGCAGCAUGCUGGUCGACUGGCUCAUCAGCUUGCAUUCCAAACUGCGUCUCGUCCCUGAGACCUUGUUUCUGGCCGUCAACAUUGUCGACAGACUGCUUAGCGUGCGCCAUGUCGGCCUCAGCAAGCUUCAGCUGGUCGGUUGCACGGCCAUCUUCAUCGCUGCCAAGUACGAAGAGGUCAUGUGCCCCUCUGUCGAGAACUUCCCGUACUUGAGUGACUCGACGUAUACCGAGUCAGAGAUCCUUGCUGCAGAGCGAUACGUUCUGCGUACACUCGACUUCAACUUGAGCUACGCGAACCCUAUGAACUUCCUGCGUCGCAUCUCCAAAGCGGACGACUACGACAUUCAGACACGUACGGUCGCCAAGUAUUUCAUGGAGAUCGCAGCCGUCGACUACAGACUCAUCGGUCAUCCACCAUCGGUCAUCGCUGCAGCAGCUGUUUGGCUUUCACGCGAAGUGCUCGAGCGCGGCCGGUGGUCUCCCACACUGAUCCACUACUCGUCCUUCUCCGAGGAAGAGCUGCUCAGCACCGCGGAAAUCAUGCUAGACUACUGCCUGCGGCCCUCGACCCGCCACCCGCAUUUCCAGAAGAAGUACUCGGGCAAGAAGUUCAUGCGUGCCGGUCCUUACGUGCUCGACUGGGCACGGCGCAACUUUGGCGAUAACAGCAUUCACGACGACGGCGAGCCGACCGCAGGCAUCGCCCCCACCGUCGACCUCUUCGCGUUCGUCAAAGCUAGAGCGGAACGGGACCAUUCGUGUGGACCCGUACCCAAGCGGCCGGAUGACAAGACGCUGAAGGAGAUCUUUGGUAUCCUCGCCGUGCAGCGUGCGAUGGACCUCCAUGCCGAUGGAGACGAGCUUGCGAACGACAAGGCCGAUGACGAGCUCAAUUACGGCUCAGGCGAGGAGGAAGACGAGGUUAUCAACCACGGUAAUCAUGAGGGCGAGGAAGAGGAAGAGGAAUGGUGAUUCAAGAUCAUGGACGGCGUGCACAGCUGGAUGUAUCUCGUUUUCGCGAUGCCGCGCCGGCCCGGCUCUUGUCUGCACCUGCCACUCGCACGUCAGGCACACAGCCCCAUGGCGAUAUGCCAUAUUCAACAGAUCGAACCAUAAGAACAAGGCAAGCUUUGCAUUUACCCCAAUCACUCCAACUUGUGGCACAACACGCAAGUGUACAUUAGUCAGCAUCAAAGCAAAAGGAUUUCUUCAAAGCUCG
Tilletiaria anomala UBC 951 is the source of this 2454-nucleotide messenger RNA. RefSeq lists its product as uncharacterized. Bases 291 to 2207 code for a protein of 638 amino acids. Gene Ontology annotation, biological process: G2/M transition of mitotic cell cycle; regulation of cyclin-dependent protein serine/threonine kinase activity. The transcript has 4 exons. Lineage: Eukaryota; Fungi; Basidiomycota; Exobasidiomycetes; Georgefischeriales; Tilletiariaceae. Gene Ontology annotation, molecular function: cyclin-dependent protein serine/threonine kinase regulator activity. The record is from RefSeq and is a predicted model, not a curated record. Gene Ontology annotation, cellular component: cyclin-dependent protein kinase holoenzyme complex; cytoplasm; centrosome.